AUGGGUGCCUCAAAUACUAAACCAUCAAAAUCUUUUAUUAGUAAGAGAUUAGAAGAAGCUACUGAUAUUUUAAUAGACAAAUUUCAACCAUCAAUUGAAAAUGUAAAUAUGUUGUCAACCUCUAGCAAUCUUACAAUUGAUACAUAUAAUGAACUCGGAAAACAUUUAAUAUAUUAUUCUGGAGUUAUUUUUAAAUUGGUUAUAGUUUUAUUAAUUUUAGUUAUUUGGGUUCAAAUUAAACUAAUAAUGACAGAUCCAUGGUAUAAUUAUCCAAUGAUUUUUUUCAUUUCCAUUCUUUUGUACUCCAAAAUUAAACUUAAAUAA
Messenger RNA from Dictyostelium discoideum AX4, 324 nucleotides. RefSeq lists its product as hypothetical. The record is from RefSeq and is a predicted model, not a curated record. The transcript has a single exon. The coding region runs from base 1 to 324 and encodes 107 amino acids. Lineage: Eukaryota; Evosea; Eumycetozoa; Dictyosteliales; Dictyosteliaceae.